CGCAUGGGACGGCGUCGCCGGAGUGGGUGGAGUGAGGGCGGCCGGGCGGGGGGGAAAGCCAGGCAGGCAGGCAGGCUGAGGGGCCUCUCAGGAAGGAAGCCGCCGGAGGAGCCCCCCCCCCCGAGGAACAGCCUCUCCGCCGCCACCGCCAAGACCAACGGCCGUUAGUCCCCGGUGGCCGGAAGGAAGGCUUGGCGGGGAGGAGCCGCCUUCGCCGCCGCCCUCCCGGGCCGAGAGCGAGCCGACGAGGCCUCCGCAGCUUCAGCCGCCGCCCUGCGCGGUGGAGCUGGACAGCGAUUUCUGGCCCUCCCCCGCCGCUGGGCCUCUUCGCCAACUGUUAAUAUGGCAAUGCAAGUGCUGGGGCAGUCUGGUGGCAGUGGCCUGUUCCCUGGAAAUACUAACCUUGGCAUGGCUUUGCCAAAUGACAUGUAUGACUUUUCGGAACUUUCCAAAGCUGAGCUAGCAGCUCCGCAGCUUAUUAUGCUGGCAAAUGUGGCCCUGACAGGAGAAGUGAAUGGCAACUGUUGUGAUUACAUGGUUGGUGAAGAGAGGCAAAUGGCUGAACUGACAACCGUCGGCAAUGCCAACUUUUCAGACAGCGAUGGAGAAGGAAUAGAUGAAGCACAGGGCAUGGAGAACAACCAUAGGCGCCUGGAAGAUGUGGAUCUUGGAUCCCUUGAAGCUCCUGAGGUUCGUAAUGUGGAAAUGGCAGAACUGACGGAGCCUUCUGUUCCGCAUACUUGCAGCCAAGACAAGGGCUACCCGUUGGAGGUGGCAGAUACGCCAGAGAGUGCAGAUGACAAAUGUAAGAGCUUGAAGAACAAACCAUUUCGCUGUAAGCCGUGUCAGUAUGAGGCAGAGUCAGAGAAGGAGUUUGUCCAUCACAUUCGGGUACACAGUGCCAAGAGAUUCAUUGUGGAAGAAAAAGCUGAGAAGCAUGGCCAAGUUAAAGAAGCUGCCUCCAGUGCUACAGAUGAAGUUGAUUUCUCCAAGGGCCCCAUUAGAUGUGAUCGCUGUGGCUACAACACUAACAGGUAUGAUCACUAUCUGGCUCAUUUGAAGCACCACAACAAAGCUGGAGAAAAUGAGAGGGUCUACAAAUGCACAAUCUGCACAUACACAACUGUCAGUGAAUAUCACUGGAAGAAGCAUUUAAGAAACCAUUUCCCACGGAAAGUGUACACAUGCUCACAAUGCUCCUACUUCUCGGACCGUAAGAACAACUAUGUGCAACAUAUUCGAACUCAUACAGGAGAGCGUCCCUAUCGGUGUUCCAUGUGUCCUUAUUCAAGUUCUCAGAAGACUCAUUUAACCAGGCACAUGCGCACGCAUUCAGGUGAGAAGCCGUUUAAAUGUGAGCAGUGCAGCUAUGUGGCAUCAAACCAGCAUGAAGUGACUCGGCAUGCAAGGCAGGUUCAUGAUGGGCCCAAACCGCUGGCCUGCCCGCAUUGUGACUACAAAACUGCUGACCGAAGCAACUUCAAGAAGCAUGUUGAACUCCAUGUCAGCCCACGGCAGUUCCUUUGCCCAGUCUGCGAGUAUGCUGCAUCCAAGAAGUGUAAUUUGCAGUAUCACAUCAAAUCCAGGCACCCUGACUGUUGUGACAUCACAAUGGAUGUCUCAAAAGUAAGACUACGAACUAAAAAGAAUGAAGUGAAUACUUCUGAAAACGUGGGUGGUGAUAAUAAGGGCGUGGAACAAGAACAGGCAAAGAAAGAGAUGACUGAAAAGAAAAGUGAGAGAACUGUAAAAGAAGAGAACCUGUCAAAAGAAAAGAAACCAACUAGCAGUGUUGGUAUAGGCCACGUAACAACUCGAAGUCGCAAAACCGUUGCUGAAAGCAAAGAGGCAAAUGUGAAAACUGAGAAAAUGACAGAGAAAUCUGGCAAAACAAAGAAAGCAAAGAGAAAAGCUGAUGCCACCCCUGUUCCUUUGACAAAAGAUGUUGCAGCAGACACUGAUGUUACAGUGAAGAAGAAAAAGAAAACUGAAAAAAUGUCCCCUAAAUGUCAGGACUCUCAAAAGAGUGAAAACAAGUUGGAAGUCACCAAAAAGCAAAAUUCUUGCCUGAAGAAAAACAAGAAAAAGAAAUAUCUGAAGAGUAAGCCUGGUAAGAACAACAGAAAGCUUGAUUGUGCGAAGGUCACAGAUGAGGAGCCGUUCUCUAAAGAAUCUGUUGCUAUACAAGAGGAGGAAAGUAAGGUAACUGAUAAUGCUUGCAAUGAACAGCCUACUGUUACCCUUGAUGUUAGAGAGAGCCAGUGUGUUCCUGUGGAGAACAUGCAAGAUCAUGAGUCACUGGCUGCUCAGCACAAGGCUAUGGAUAUAGAGGUGAAAGAGCAAGAAAUGCCCAUGGCAGAAGAGGAGACAAUUAAAGCAGUUUCUCAGAAUGAAAUUGAGCUGACAGUCAUUCCUUGUAUCAGGUCUGAGGACUCAAAUACCACCUUUGAAAAAGAGACAGGCGUACUAAAAGAUGCUUUACCUGAUUUGUCCCAAAAUACGGAAACCCCAGAAACUUGUGAGAUGCAGAUUGUGACUGAUCCUGAUCCAAUACAAGAAACUGAAGAGGUACAACAAAUGUGUGAGGGAGAAACUGUGAGUAACCCACUUCCAGAAGAUGUCAGUUCUACAAAAGAAUUGCAGGCUGAAGACUCAGCAGAAGCUCCUCCACCACUGUCGCCAGAAAAACUGGAGAAGAGCACGAAAGCAGACCUGGUUUCAGCAUCGUCCAGUGGCACAGUAGUAAACGAAAAUCAGGAAAUGGAAGAGGAUGAAGGCAUCCACAGUCACGAAGGCAGUGAUAUAAGUGACAACAUAUCAGAAGGCAGUGAUGAUUCUGGCUUAAAUGGUGCUCGGACAGCACAGGAGAAAGACCAGAAACCACCCCAAGAAGUGGCAGAAGCCAAGGCCACAAAGGAGAACUAUGUGUGCAUAUUCUGCGAUCGUUCAUUUAAAAAGGAAGGUGAAUACAGUAAGCACCUGAAUCGCCAUUUAGUAAAUGUGUACUAUCUUGAGAAAGCAACAAAGGGGCAAGAUUAACCAAACUGCAGUUUCAUGACAGUUUAUUCUAGAGCUUAGGUACCAGUUCUUGUAGAAUCUUUGCUUAAGCUCAGUUUGCUUAUACUUUUUAAAGUUGGUUGUGUUUUUUCUGACCUUUGAUGAAAUGUUGAACUAAUUAAUUACUUGUAUCUCUUUGAUUAGAGAGGGCAAAUAGGGUAUGCAUGCUGUGGCUUGUUAAAUUGGCAGAACUCCUUGGGAUAGAGCCCUGGAAUCUCUUGAGUAUUUCUGUUGACUUGAAGCAGAACUAUUCACAAGUUAGUAGGUUUAGAAAUGUAGCCUUGGGGAACAAUCCACCAAUAGUGUCUCCUGCACAGAUUCUAAAAAAAAAUAAAAUAGAAGUGUGCAAGAGCACUGUUGUGCUGUUGCAGAGUCCUAUUUGUUUCCAUAGGACUUGAGCAGGCGAUAGUAACAGUUGACUGAGCCCACAGUCUGGGCCUGUCCAGUCAUUACAUUCCAGGAAGAUAUUUCAGCCUGGUAUGAGACAUGUGCUCCUUCUCUCUUUCCCCUUUACUGCUAGGAGAAAGUCGAAGGUGAAUCAGCAUUUAUUUGAACGUGGUAUCUUCCUGACCACCCAUUCAAGACCCCUUAUUUGAUCCUGUUUUAUAUACAUUUGCCACAAUGUGGAACUGCUUCCCCAUAUUCCAUUUCUACACCAUUGCAGUGUAGGUAAGGCCAAGUGUGUGAGUUUUCCCACCCCCUAAUGGGAAGUAAACAGUAACUGGUCCUGUCCCUGUGGUUCUGAUAUUCAGAAUACUUAGCUGUAUGUGAAUGGGGGUUUUCUGAAGACGGAUUGGGUGGUUAGGGAGAUAAUGUCUUCAGUAAACAGCACAGUCUGGUUCACUCUUGUCCUCCUCCUUGUUCGGAAGGAUGAGAGUCUUGGGUGUGAGACCAUCAGGCUCAUCCCUGGUUAAGAAUUCCUUGCAAUGUGACAAGUGCACAGGCCAUCUGUGCUUGUUGAACAAAGUGUUAUAGAAAUAAACUCCUAGAAAUUGAAAUAUUGCUCCAAUUGUUUCUAGAAAAAUCUGCCUUUUUUAUUUUCACCUGUUGGUAUGAUGAAUGCUUAAAGAACUCACUGUGGCAGAUUAUUUGUAAAAAGAGCACUUUCAGAAAAAUGUUGAGGUUGGCUAACAGAAAACAUAAUUGCAUGAUCAUAUAUUUAAUUUGCAUAUACAUUUCAGGUCCCCCAAUCAUGAUCAGCAAGCCAAAAUCUUGGGAGUUCUUUCUACCUUUCUGUUGAUUAGUGAAUCCAUUAUUUGUUAAAUACUACUUUUUGACAAGGUUCUUAUUUCUUCUUGUGCUUUAAGAGAUGAAAAAAUGUUGCACAUAAUUGUUUUUAUUUUUACCUAUGCAGUUUAAGCCUUUAGAAGUUUAGUUAUUUCUGUGUAUAUGAACACUUUAUAUAUGCAUGUUUGGUUUUUGUUAAUGGGUUUCCUUCCCGUAAUGUUGACUUUCAGGUUUGUUGCUUAUUGUGGCCAGUGUUGUUUAUCUUGACCACAUUUUCUGGUUCUGAGUUUGUGCAGUGUUGUAGCUUUAAUUAUUUGAUUUUUGGAACAAAUGAUACUAAAGGAAUGUCAUCCCACAGACCACACUAAGAACCAAUUACUGCUCAUGGAUAGCUCCCAUUGUGAAAGGGGAACUUCUCAGUAGAUUGUGCCCCCAAGAAGGUUGUUCAUACAUAUCUCUGUAUAUAAGGUUGGAUAAUAUAUUCAUAUAGUAUGCAUUUUUAUGCAGACAGUACUUUCUGCUGUUUUAGUGCAUUUAUUAUUGCUGGGAGAAACUUUUCACUGCCCUCCAUUAAAAUGAAUAGGGGCAUGCAUGUGAAAUUUCAUAGGAAACUUAAUUUGUUAAUGGAUGGUGCUUGUCGAGUUCUAAGCAUGGAAUAGUCAAAUGAGAGCAAAAAAUCCAUUAAAAGUACACGUGAAUUUUAAAAUUUGCAAGUACUCUUGCCCAGCUCAUACUCAUUUCAGAGGGUCCUGUGCAGGAGAAUUUCCAGGUGUGUCGUGCUCCUUAUCUGCUUGACAAAGACAAAUGUUGGCAAUUACAUAAUACAUGGAAUUUGAAGUGAUCAACACUAUCGGGAAGAUCUUGGAAAGCAACAAAUAAGGGAAGAUGUAGAAAUUCCUGAUCCUUAUUCCAUCAAGUUCUAACUUAAAUUAAUUACCCUGAUACUUUUAUACUUGACAUAAAAAGGAGUUGAAAUGAUUGGAUAUAUUAUGAAUUUGCAAACACUGGGAGAAAAGUCACAAGUAAAGCAAGUCUGUUAUCAAUAAGGUUUGAGGCAUUUGGAAUGUGUGAGCAGUGAGAAAACUGCAGGUCUUUUGCAUCUAUCCCCCUUCAGAUUUAUGUUUUUCCUAAAUUUGUAGAUAUAAAUGCCACCUGCAGUCCUGCAAAGCAACAUCUAUGGAAGCUUGCACUUCCAAAGGGCACAUUCCAUCCCAGCAGCUUUUGCCAAUCUGAUGCCUUCCAUGCCAUGUACUACCACUCCCACCUGGACGGCACCAGGUAGGCAAAGGCUGAUCUGGGAGGACGUUUCUCCAGGACAAACCCCAUGAGUGUAUUCUGGCAUGGCUCUUGUUUACUUCUUGGGGCUUGCGCAGAAGAACUUCCUGCUAAACUGUGCCUCAGAAUGGCUAUCACGAUAGUUUUUUGACCUGCUGCAUAAAUAUUAAAGCAAACUCUUUUAUUCUUUUGUCUUGGAGACUGCUAACACUUGCAUUAGUUUAAGCUGUAUUCGGUCUCUUUUCCUCCUCCUUUCUGCUAGAACCUUUUGUGGUUCUUUUUCAAUAUAACUUGACUGAAUACAGGAACCUAAUACUUCUGUGUAGUGGUUGGGUGGGUGGGGGGAGUUUUCUAAUAGGAGGCCAAAGAUCUGAGGGAGAAAAAUCCCUUUAGGGCAGAAAUAAAUUGUGUAACAUUGGUUAUUUGUGUGUGAAUAGCUUGUGUUGAAUACUUUGGCUGUGACAAUCAUUGUCAACUGAGAAUCAAGUUGCAACUAUAUUUAUGUUGAACCAUUAAACACUGCUGAAUUGUCUUCCUAACCAAUUAGUUGGAAUAGUAUUAAACACAACUUUAUUGUUGGAUGUAAAAUAUUGUCAUUUUGUAAAAUAUUGUUUUGUAAAAGGUUUGGACAGAGGUUGGAAACUCCAGUACAGUGUAGACUUUUUUUUCUCUCUCUCUGCCUUUUUAAAAAGAGAUGUUUCCACUUUGUAAAAACCUUUGUGGCCUUAAGCUACAUUUUUUGUGAUUUUUUUUAAAAAACCAAGUUGGUUGAAAAGGUUGAGGCAAAGAGGUGUCACUAGCAGUAAUGACAUUAGAUGACUUCACAUUACAAGAAAAUGCUGUCAUGUUACUCAGAAGAUCUUACUAGCAAAUGAUCAGGAGUAAAACUUUCACACUAGAAAAGACAGUAGAAGUUGGUACCUGUGUUGGGUAGUGUUUUUGAGCUUGAGAGGGCAAACUGUUAAGUAUUAAAAUAAUAUCUUCCACCGAUGUAAUUGUUGUGUCUUGAGAUAUAUUGGAUAUUGUGAUUGACUUGAAAUUCCUGUAUGCUUUCCCCUAUUCUGUUAGAAUAGAAGGCGGUACCUAUAGUGAUUGAACAGUUUAAAAAUAAAACUGGUAAAAGAUGGAAUGUCACUCCUGUCUUAAUGUUAGAUGUUGCAAGCGGAUUAGUGAAAUUAGGGUUAGACUACAGAUGAGUUACUGUGUUUCUGCCUAAAGUAGAUAUUUCUUAAAUUGAAUUUUGAGAUUGUCACAGGAAUUUUGGAUACACCUUUCCAGCGUCUUCCUUUAUUAAAGGGCUUCUCUCAGCAGCAAUGCCUGUCAUAACACCCCAGCCUGAUACAUCCUGCAUUAUCUCAUGUUGUUUGACAGUGUGGCUAGUUAGUAGAAUCUAUAGUGUUUUUGGAAAAGUAGCCUAAAGAAUGGAUUACUAGGAACUUGGCAACACAUCUUAAUAUUGCUGCUAUUUAGGGAUUGAUUGACCUAAGGGCUGGAACUUUAAAUCUUUUCUACAGAACAAACUGACAGGUCAGUUAAUACUCAUAAUGCCUUUGAUUUCAGUAUAUUGUUUUGCUGAUGUAAGCACAUGUUCAGUUAGGUUUAUUGAAUCUUGAUUGUGUAGCUAACAAGCUGAAAUACAAUAUUAAUUACAUCCAGGUAGUUUAAGAAAUUGUUUCACACAUGUGUAUAUAUACCUUUUCCUCCCCUAAAAAGCAAAUCACACUAGCUAAAGAACUUUUUGUAAGCUGGCACUGAAACAUUUUAUGUUUGGUUGCACCGUGUUUGAAGCUUUUUACAGUGCAAUACUUGUAUUAUUCUGUCAAUUUAAACCAAAGGUAAUUUUUUUUCAUGCUUUCUCUCUACUGUAGUGCAUGAAGAGCUUUUAUAUGUUUGUAAUAGAUGUAAAAUCAGAAAAGAUCACAUAUCCUGGGUUUUUUAUUUACCUAAACUAUGUACAAGCCUUUGUCCAAAAUGUAAGGUGUUAAACUAAAUUGCAUAUUAACCCAUGAGUGUAUUUUCCUAAGCAUAGUUAUGUCAAUAAACUUUAUUAAGGAGUA
Molecule: messenger RNA, 7616 nt
Organism: Podarcis muralis (Common wall lizard)
Lineage: Eukaryota; Metazoa; Chordata; Lepidosauria; Squamata; Lacertidae
Gene: REST
Product: RE1 silencing transcription factor
Biological process (GO): positive regulation of transcription by RNA polymerase II
Cellular component (GO): nucleus
Source: RefSeq, a predicted model, not a curated record